Messenger RNA from Schistocerca piceifrons (Central American locust), 2199 nucleotides. RefSeq lists its product as uncharacterized. Lineage: Eukaryota; Metazoa; Arthropoda; Insecta; Orthoptera; Acrididae. Gene Ontology annotation, molecular function: transmembrane transporter activity. Gene Ontology annotation, cellular component: plasma membrane. The record is from RefSeq and is a predicted model, not a curated record. Gene Ontology annotation, biological process: monoatomic anion transport; transmembrane transport. The transcript has 9 exons. Bases 1 to 1377 code for a protein of 458 amino acids.
AUGGGGUUGGGUUGGGUGCCGCUGUCGGAGCCGGAGCGCGCGGCGUGGCGGCUACGCGAGGCGUGGCUGUGUGGCGGCGCGCUGUCUCCGCUGCCCGCGGCGCUGCUGUCCUCGCGGCUGGGGCCGUCGCGUGUCGCCGGCGCCGCGCUGCUGGCCGCCGGUCUGCUGCAGCCGCUGACGCCGCUCGCCUGGCUCACCGCCUACCACUGGCUGCUCUGCGCCGCGCAGGGCUUCGCCGUGGGCGCUGUGUGGCCUUCCCUACACGCCCUAGGAGCUGCCUGGUAUCCUCCUCUUCAGCGCACCGGAUACAUCGCUCUUUAUUCCAGUGCGGCGCUGGGCCCGGUGCUGGCGUCGUGUCUGGGCUGGUGGCUGGGCCGCGACGGGCUGGGCUACGCGCUGUCGCUGUCGUCGCUGCUGUGGUUCCUGGCCUGGCAGCAGAUGGUGCGCGACCGCCCGCACCAGCACCCCAGACUCUCUCCCGACCAGUGCUCCAGCCUCGCUGCCGCCAUCGGACCUUCCUUCUCCAGCGGACCGCCGCCGGCCGUGCCGUGGCGUCGCCUGCUGACAUCGGGGCCAGUCUGGGCUUGUGCUACCGCCGUGGCCGGCAGUCUGUGGGGACGCGCCGCACUCCUGCUGGCGGCCACAAAGUACCUGCGCCACGUGUACGGCUUCGCCCUCACCUAUGACCGCGUGCUGUCGGUGCUGCCACACGUGGGACACGUGGCGACAGCGGUGCUACUGGCUGGCCUGGUGGACAAGGCGCGCGCGCAGUCGCUCGUCUCCACCACCACGGCGCGGCGGCUCAUCGUUUACAUUGCUCACCUGCCGGCCAGCGCGUUGCUGUUCGUGCUGGGCUACAGCGGCUGCGACCCCGCCGUGCCCGCAGCCCUGUACACGGCCGCCGUCGUCGUCACCGGAGCCACCCCCGCUGGCGCCACCGCCAGCUGCAUGGACCUGGCACCCAACUUCGCAGGCGUGGUGCUGGCGGUCAGCCAGACGGUGGGCGCCGCGUCCUCACUGGCUGCCGCGUACGUCGUCAGCGAGGGGCUUCACGGGUCGCUACCUGGCUCUUGGCGGAUGGUGUUUGGGGUGUCAGCGCUGGUGCUGACGUUCACGGGCAUCAUCUUCAUGGGGCUGGGCAGCGGCAGCGUGCAGCCAUGGAACUUCGUGGCGAGCGACAUGCAGCACCAGCAGCAGGCGCAACCGUCACCCUCAGUACCGGCCACGCCCUCCCCACGCCAGGAGCAGCCGCGGGAGCAGCAGCAGCAACAGCAACAGCAGCAGCAGCAGCAGCAGCAGCACACAGAGUCCGCGCCGCAGCCGCUAGAGGUCUCCACCAUGAUGAUCGCGCCAGCCACCGGUGGCUGCAUCGUCUGAGUGCGACGUCAACCACGAACCCGCCCGCCGUCCAUCGCUCCCAUGCCCUGUGACGCAACAUUUUCACUUCAGUGGAUAGCUGUUAAUGGCAAUUUCUCUGGCGUUUUCAAUCAGUCGUAAGGCUGCAAAUGCGUGCAGGUCACGUCACCGGUAGGGAAUGCCCGCUGCAGUGGACUGUGCGAAUAUGCAGCCUCAGUACAGACUGAAAAGGCCAAAGUAGCGACCAUCGACAGCUGCCCACUGCAGAUGGCGCUAUGCGCCACUGGGAUAAUGUACUGAACGUUCUGAUAAAAAAUAAAGCAGUGCUAUGUGAAUUUUGAGAGGUUUCUUGAGUGAUCGUUACAAGGCACAUUGUCGAGUGAAUGGACGUGUUUGACAUUAACUUCAUUGACUUUGGCACCUGCGGCAUGCUAAGAUUUUACAAGUAGCCUUACAGGUUGGCCCUAUAUCAGUACCCGGAUAUAAAUUUAAUAAAGCAGUAUGACGAAAUUAAGGGGAAAAAACGAAACUAUCGCCUUUAAAAAUUAGAAGAUUUCCAAGUGCUGUUAAGUGACCUCAUUAAGGUAGUCGCAGAUGUCCGAGUGCAUAGCGCGGAAGUGACUGAUCCUAUUGUCUCUGUUUCAUAUCUCACUAGCAGUAACGUUCUUUUAUAUUUUUUUAAAAUUUUGUGUUUACUAACAAAUGGAAACCUUAAAUACAAAUACUGAACACAAAAUCUUAAUAAAAAUUGCAGCACUGUAUUUUUGAUUGCUGGUCUUAUGAAAAUAAAUUAAAAUUUGACGCAGAUAGGUGAAAUUCGUUACUGUUAACUGAAAAUGUUAU